Molecule: messenger RNA, 2691 nt
Organism: Panicum virgatum (switchgrass)
Lineage: Eukaryota; Viridiplantae; Streptophyta; Magnoliopsida; Poales; Poaceae
Product: protein FAR1-RELATED SEQUENCE 5-like
Exons: 2
Coding region: 1-2691 (896 amino acids)
Biological process (GO): regulation of DNA-templated transcription
Molecular function (GO): zinc ion binding
Source: RefSeq, a predicted model, not a curated record
AUGGAUUUGAAUCAGUUUCCUUCAGAAGUUGAUUUUGAUUUCCUGGAUGCUGUUAAUACAAGUCCUUCCUACCGCACUCAAGUACCUUUGGUUGAUGCAAGUUUAGAAGGUGAUGAGCACAAUGGCGUUGACAAUCCAUCAAAUGCUGACGCUACAACCCAAAAUGCAGAUGGUUGUCCGCUUAACAACCAAGAAUCUACUAUUGUUACAAAAGAGGUUGUGGAAGAUAUUUGGUUGACACCACCAGUGCCAUACACAAGGCAAGCAUUUUCCACUAAACAGGAAGCAAGAGAGUUCUACAAUUCAUAUGCAAAGAGGAUUGGUUUUUCUGUUCGUACUAGUACUACACGGCUAUCAGGGGUGACCAGAGAGCAGAACAAGGUUCAGUUCGUCUGCAACAAAGAGGGGCGACAGAGGAAAACGAAGGAAGAGCAACCAGUUGCUGAAACUGAUGAUAGCAAUUUUGAUGAAGAUUCAGAUCCUAAUGAUUGCGAUGAGGGAGCAGAAAAGAAGAAGAAGUUGGAUGGCGGCAAAAAGAGAAAGAGGGAAAAGAUGAUGCAUACAGACUGUAAAGCCAAAAUGGUUGUCAAACUGAUUGCUGGCAAAUGGCAUGUGAUAAACUUUGUGCCAGAUCACAACCAUGACCUUGUUUUGAAGCCAUCACUGAAAAAGUUCCUAAGGUCUCACAAGGGGAUACCUAAAGAGGAGAAGGAUUUCAUUGCAUUGUUGCAUGGGUCCAACUUGCACACUGGUCGUAUAACGCAACUUAUGAACGAGUUUUAUGGCUCUGCGCAGCUAGUUCCAUAUGAAGGAAAAGAUGUUAGCAACUUUCAUUCCACCAUUAGGAAAGAUGAAAAGUACAAAGAUGUUCAGGAGACCUUGGACUACUUUAAGGAGCUAGAAGAUCAAGAUGCUGAAUUCUUUUACAAGAUAAAGCUUGACGAAGAUAGCAGAGUUGAAUGCCUGUUUUGGGUUGAUGGAGCUGCAAGGCAUGCCUACAUUGAAUUGUACAAUGAUUUGGUGUCUUUUGAUGCUACCUAUAUGACAAACAUGUAUGAUAUGCCCUUUGCUCCAUUUAUUGGGAUCAACAAGCAUGGGCAGUCGUUCAUGCUGGGGUGUGGCUUCAUAAGAGAUGAAAAAACCCCUAGCUAUGUGUGGCUGUUUGAAACAUUCCUAGAAGCAAUGCAGGGCAAAGCGCCUGUGAGCAUAAUAACUGACCAAGAUGGUGCUAUGAGGUGUGCAAUCGCGCAGACAUUUCCAAAUACAAAUCACAGGAACUGUCGGUGGCACAUAAUGGACAAAUUUACUGGAACAAUAGGCCCUAUCCUUGAUAAAGAUGAAAAAUUGGAAGAUGACUUCAAGGAAUGCAUGAACUACACCGUUAGUCCAGAUGAAUUUGAAGUAAAGUGGUCUGCUAUGAUCAGCAAAUAUAAUUUGCAAGAGAAUGUUCAUUUCCAACGUCUUUAUGCAAUUCGUAGCAGUUUUGUGUCAGCUUACUACAUGCAUUGUUUUUACCCGUUCUUGCAAUCGACUCAGAGGAGUGAGGGGUUUAAUGCUGUGCUGAAAAAGUAUGUGAACCCAAACAUGUCGAUUCUGCACUUUGUUAGGCAGUACUCAAAGAUUCAAGACAAGUGCUUGGUGGCUCAAGAUGGGCAGGACUUCAGAACUGAUGAUAAGGAGAGGAGAAGGUGGUCUAGAUACCCAAUUGAGAAACACGCGUCAACUGUGUACACUAAGAACCUAUUCUAUAGAUUCUCAAAAGAAUUUGAGAAAACUGCUGAAUAUGAGGUGACGCCUGAAGGUCAGUUCCAAUAUUUGCUUGUGCCGAACAACAAUUUUGUCUACGGCUAUGGAAAAAGGACAUAUCUUGUGACAGCCGUGGUGGAGGAAGAAAGUUCCUACUGUGAGUGCAGCAAGUUUGAUAGGGAUGGGAUGCUUUGUUGCCAUAUAAUGAAGAUCUUAACAAGAUUGGGAGUGAAGAAUAUACCACAACGCUACAUAUUGAAGAGAUGGACGCAAGAAGCAAUUCAAGGGGGUGAGAAUGCUGAGCCUAAUGCACAUGUGCCUGCUGAAUUCAUAGCCCGUGGCAUGCCUCUCAACACCAAAAGGACUUUGUGGUUCACCAAUCUAUCUACAGCUUUUGCAAGUUUAGCAGUUGAGGGGUGUGUUUCGAAGGAGACCUACACUGUUAUGGGCAAUCACAUAAAGUUGAUGCAAGCUGAAAUUGCUGAGAUCAAACAGAGGAAAAAAAGCAAUGCUCGAAAGGCACGGGGCGCUAAUCGAGCAAGGUCUGUCAACGCAGAUGGGUCUAAUGGUGCUGCUAAUAUGGGUAUAAUUGGUUCAACUGAUACACAUGUUGUGUUUGAUCCUAUGGUGCAAAAUAUUUCAACGCACCAUGAAGCAGGUGUGACUGAAGACACAGGUGGUUUGGCCCCUCUCCCAGCAGGUGAUGCCCCUGUUACCAUCUAUGGUGAUUUUGAUGGCGCUAGUGCAAUGACUACAGGUGUCGGCAACCCCCCAAGAUCAAAAGUCAAAGGGUGCAAGAAGGGGAAAAGGUUUAAAAAAGGGAUGAAUGCUGGAUCAAAAAGAAAGAACAAGUGCAGCCUUUGCAAAAGCACUAACCAUAAUGCUGCAAAGUGCCCAACGAAAGAGAGAGAAGGUGUGGUGUUAGGAUCUGUUGCUGUGGAAUAG